AUGAACGAGCGAUAUCGUGGUGGACAAGAUCUGAUAAUCGACUUGCCAGCUGACUACGACAUUCAGCACGUCGACUGGCUAGCAAUCUAUUGCUACAAGUUCCGUGUCGAUUUCGGUCAUGUGGCCAUUUCAAACGUUUCUUCAAGGAUUCCACCUUAUGUUCCUCCCCAGAAAAGAUUCGACGACAUUUCUCCUGUAGAUGGAUGGCCUACAAUAUCAUUACUUGGAAAUGAAAACAGGCGGAACUUUACUUUUCAGCUGGGAGUACCCGGAGGGAAGAAGGGAUAUCAGGCUAUGGCACGUGCUCGACCUGCUAAAUAUGUUUGGUACGUAAAUGGACUUCUCGCAGAUAUCUACCUCAAGCGAGGAGUUACUUACUCUUUUAUGUGAGU
This is a messenger RNA of Cylicostephanus goldi, 392 nucleotides long. Lineage: Eukaryota; Metazoa; Nematoda; Chromadorea; Rhabditida; Strongylidae. The record is from the annotation of a GenBank genome assembly.